CUGACGGAAAUGCAAUUCACACUCGAGUGAUAUGCAGACACUGCCAGAAGCUGCAGGCAGUACGGUUUCUCCUCGAUACACGAACACAGCCCCGUUAAAACUCGGAAGGCAAGCACCAGCGAAAGCCGACAUUAGCACCGAGAGGUGAGGGGGGGGAUCUGCCGUUUGUCACCGUUACCUGGAUUAACCCUUCACGUCGCGCAGGGCCGGGCAGGAGGACCCAGGCGCCCUUCCCGUCACCCGCACACUAUGGAAGCAGAAGCGCUGUACAAUUUUGUGGCGUCGGCCGCGGAUGAGCUGAGCUUCAACAAGGCAGAUAUUCUGAAGGUGCUGAACAUGGAAGAUGACCCGAACUGGUAUAAGGCUGAAUUACAUGGCGUAGAAGGUUUUAUUCCCAAGAACUACAUUAAAUUGAAGCCACACACCUGGUAUGUAGGCAGAAUCUCCAGGAUGUCAGCAGAAGAAAUGCUUCUGAAACAAGAAUUCAUCGGGGCUUUUCUACUACGAGAAAGUGAGAGCUCACCCGGUGAAUUCUCCAUAUCUGUAAAUUAUGGCAAACACGUGCAGCACUUUAAGGUUCUUCGUGAUAACGAGGGCAAAUAUUAUUUGUGGGAAGAGAAGUUCCACUCCCUCAAUGAGCUCGUGGACUUCUAUAGGACAACUACAAUUGCAAAGAAACAACAGAUUUUCCUGAGAGAUACAAAGCCUGACGAAGAGGUGGAUAAACCCGUUUUUGUGCAGGCUUGCUUUGACUUCUCUCCGCAAGAUGAUACGGAGCUGAACUUCUACCGGGGCGACGUCAUCGAAGUGCUGGACACCAUGGAUGCCAACUGGUGGAAAGGAAGGUGCCACGGCCGCGUUGGCUACUUCCCACGGAACUACGUGCAGCCAAUGAUGCAGUGACGCCUAGCUGCAACUGGAUCUGAUCAAGAACAUCAAGGAGAAGCCUUACAUCGUACCGCUUCUGUUUUAUGUCAGGCCUGGUCCCUGCAUCAGUGACUACACUUCAAACGUACUUCAUUGGCUGUAAUGCGCUUUGGGAUAUCCUGAGAUUAUGAAGGACAUUAUAUAAAUGCAAAUUUCUUCCUCAUUGACUUAAGCACAAAAAUUACAAGUAGUCAGACAGACUCUAUGUCCCUUCCUUCCGUGUAGAGUUUUGUGCAUGACUUUAUUUGCUUUGCACUUGGAUCUCUGAGCCUCAUAUUGAUGUGGAAUAUAAAUUAAAUCCUGAGAAGUUAUCCAGAGGUCCAACGAAAUAACAACCCCCAAUUGUUGCAGCAUUUCAGUUCACGUGUCAAUGGCAAAUCUCUGCUGUGUAUGUAACAUUUGAGGAUGUUGUCAAACAGAAAAGUUUAAAAAAGAUCAUCUUCAUAAAUAAAAUGUAUA
Molecule: messenger RNA, 1386 nt
Organism: Mobula hypostoma (lesser devil ray)
Lineage: Eukaryota; Metazoa; Chordata; Chondrichthyes; Myliobatiformes; Myliobatidae
Product: GRB2-related adapter protein-like
Exons: 5
Coding region: 250-903 (217 amino acids)
Biological process (GO): signal transduction; regulation of MAPK cascade
Cellular component (GO): cytoplasm; plasma membrane; COP9 signalosome
Molecular function (GO): phosphotyrosine residue binding; epidermal growth factor receptor binding
Source: RefSeq, a predicted model, not a curated record